Harpia harpyja (harpy eagle) is the source of this 2230-nucleotide messenger RNA. RefSeq names its product solute carrier family 22 member 7 (gene SLC22A7). The transcript has 12 exons. Gene Ontology annotation, molecular function: transmembrane transporter activity. The record is from RefSeq and is a predicted model, not a curated record. Gene Ontology annotation, cellular component: membrane. Gene Ontology annotation, biological process: transmembrane transport. Lineage: Eukaryota; Metazoa; Chordata; Aves; Accipitriformes; Accipitridae. The coding region runs from base 1 to 1623 and encodes 540 amino acids.
AUGAAAUUUGAGGAUCUCUUGCUGGAAAUCGAUGGCUUUGGCAAAUUCCAGAUUUUGAUUCUGUUUAUCCUCUGCCUUCCAAGAAUGAACCUUCCCAUGCAUUUCCUGCUGCACAAUUUUCUUGCUGCUACCCCCUCUCAUCACUGUGCAAUUCCACACCAAGAGGCAUUUGUGAACCUCACCAUGGAGGAAGUUCUGCUCAUCAGCAUCCCCCGGGAGCCCGACGGCACUUUCAAGUCCUGCGAGAUGUUCUCGCAGCCUCAGUUUCACCUGCUGCUCAAUUCCUCUCUGCAACCAGAAAACAACUCCAUCAUCCAGGAGUGCCAGCACGGAUGGGUCUAUGACCACUCGCAGUUCACCUCCACCAUCUCCACGCAGUGGGACCUCGUAUGCGAGCAGCGCGGACUGAACCAGGCGACCGCAACCUUCUUCUUCAUCGGCGUUACGAUGGGGGCCGUGGUAUUCGGAUACCUUUCAGACAGGUUCGGACGGAAAGCCAUGCUCCUGUUGUCGCUCGUGUGCGCCGUCAUAUUUGGGAUGCUGAGUGCCGCCUCCGUCUCCUACAGCAUGCUGGCCAUCACGCGGACCCUCACCGGGGUGGCCCUGAGCGGCGUCUCCCUUAUUGUAUUGCCUUUGGGGAUGGAGUGGGUGGAUGUAGAGCACCGCACCUUCUCCGGGAUCCUGACUAGCAUGUUCUGGAGCAUCGGGAACAUGCUGCUGGCCGCGGUAGCGUACUUGGUGCGGGAAUGGCGCUGGUUAUUAGUGGCCGUAACAGGACCGUGUCUUCUGAGCAUUGUCUGCCUGUGGUGGGUCCCAGAGUCUGCCCGGUGGCUCAUAGCCAACGGCAAAGUGAAACGAGCUCACAGGCAUCUGCUUAGAUGUGCAAGAAUGAACGGAAGGAAAGACUUUGCUGGUGAGGCGUUGGGCAAAGUAAGCAUAGGACAGACUGCCAUCAGGAAUUACACUUACAUCACCUUGUUCAGGACACCAGUCCUGCGGAAGAUCUCGCUGUGUUCUGGGACUCUGUGGUUUGGUGUUGCCUUCUCUUAUUACGGCAUGAGCAUGAACCUAACUGGCUUUGGGCUCAACAUGUAUCUCUCCCAGUUUGUCUUUGGCUUCAUUGAGAUUCCAGCCAAGAUGAUCAUGUACGUGCUGGUGAAUCGAGUUGGACGACGGCAGAGUCAGGCGUGGGCACUCAUCCUGACCGGACUAUGCAUAGGAGCAAACAUCGUCAUUCCCAAGCCCUUCACCCCCUUGCGCUCUGCAGUAGCCAUUAUGGGCAAAGGUUUCUCAGAAGCUGCGUUCACUACCGCCUUCUUGUACACCUGUGAGCUCUACCCCACCGUACUGAGGCAGAAUGGGAUGGGGUACAGCUCCUUCAUGGCACGCCUCGGCGGGGCUUUGGCCCCACUCGUGUUUCUGCUGGAUGAGGUGUGGAGGUCUCUGCCCGAGGUGACGUACUGUGGCGUAGCAGUGUGCUGCGGCUUGGUGGCCUUCCUGCUCCCGGAGACGCUCCACGUGCGUUUGCCUGAAGGCAUCGAGGACAUCGAGAAGACACAAGUGAAAGGGCCGCCACAAAUCGGUGGUCCCAAGGGCAUGCCGCUACAGUCUCUGCUGAAGUGAGGGUCCCCGUGGGACAGCCACUAUGUAGGACUGCAAAACUGAGCCGUGCUCCCACCCGUCAAUAAAAGAGCCUUUACUGUCCACCUAGUCUCUCUCUGCAGGGAAGUGGGGCUGAGGACAUUGGAGGAAGGAGGCGGAUCACGAAACCAGCUGGAGGGAGCUACCCCACUCUGUAGUGUGGCCAGGAGCAAGGAUGCAGAGGUCUAAGAGGAUGUGGAAAUAAAAGCACCCCGUGCUAAGCUCUUCCCAGCCUUUGGCCUUGUUGGACUAGCAGCACCUUUCAGAUCACUGCACAGCCUUCCAGAAACUACAAUGCAUCAGUUUACACACCACAAGAAAUGCAAUGCAGCAAUAAAAAAUACUGAGUGUGAAUCGUACAAAACCAAAUAAUCUCAAAUAAAUCUAACUGGAUGGUGGAUAAACCAUAAACUGUAGCUACAAAUGCUUCUUGAAUUUGGAAAUGGUCUUGACAUUUUUCACACUGAGGCUCAAAGCCAGCAAAAAGCACAUGCAGGAAUCUCACUGAGAUGCUGACAAAUCACUGACAAAUGCUUGCAUUUGUCCCACAUACACAAAGAAGAAUAAAAGCUUUUGCAAAUUAUUUAAA